Chilo suppressalis (striped riceborer) is the source of this 1440-nucleotide messenger RNA. NCBI's taxonomy places the organism in Eukaryota, Metazoa, Arthropoda, Insecta, Lepidoptera, Crambidae. The record is from the annotation of a GenBank genome assembly.
GUCCUGUUAGUGUUGGUUGUACGCCGUAAAUUGAAUUAUGAUCUUGUUUUUUAAAUUAAUUCUUUAUUAAUAAUAAUGUGCUUUAAAGCUAUUUAACAUAGGCACUCAAGCAACAAAGUAUUUCAACUAGAUUUACCGUGUCGAAAACUACUAAAAUGUUCAACUACAAAUAUCUCACUCGGGAACAUCUCGAGGGGUUCGAUAAUUAUAAGUAUAUGGCUAUUGACACGAGCCCUCUCAGUGUAUAUGUAAUGCAUCCAUUUUGGAACAAGGUUGUAGAGCUAGUACCCAAAUGGGUUGCACCGAACGUAUUGACCUUCGCUGGGUUCCUCCUGACUGUACUCGAUUUCUUGCUCCUCUCGUACUAUGACUACGAUUACUACGCGGCGAGUACGCCAUUGCUAAACGCCACUAAUGUAGAUCACCAACUCAAUGGUCACGCUGAAAUAAUACCCAGGCAUCUGUGGUAUGUCCUUGCUGUGUUCCUAUUCCUUGCGUACACGCUUGAUGGUAUUGACGGCAAACAAGCCAGACGCACACAGACUUCUGGCCCGCUCGGGGAGUUAUUCGACCACGGCCUGGAUUCAUACUCGGUUUUCUUUAUUCCUGCGUGCCUUUAUUCCAUAUUUGGCAGAGAAGACUUCUCCAUUCCGCCUAUUAGGAUAUAUUUUGUUAUGUGGAAUCUUCUUCUCAACUUUUAUAUCAGCCAUUGGGAGAAGUACAAUACUGGUGUUCUGUUCCUGCCGUGGGGUUAUGACUUCAGUAUGUGGGCUUCCACGUUCUGUUUUCUGUGGACGGGCAUGAAAGGGACUGCCUUCUACAAGCAGUACAUAUUCGGUGGAUACACGCUGGCCAAUGUUUUCGAGUUUCUUAUUUACGGUACUGGGGUAUUCACCAAUCUGCCAGUGGCUAUUUACAAUAUAUACAGGUCAUACAAAUUAAAGACUGGCAAGAUGCGUUCCCCGCUAGAAGCGCUGAGACCACUCUGGUCGUUCCUGACUGUGUUCGUAGUGUGUACGGUAUGGGUUCAGAAAUCAACCCGGCUGCCCGAUUAUGACUUGAGAGCUCUAUUCCUACUCAUCGGGACAGUGUUCAGUAAUGUGGCUUGUCGUCUCAUAGUCAGUCAGAUGAGUAACCAGAGAUGUGAAGCGGUCUCGUGGCUUCUUUGGCCUUUGACCUUCGCCGCGUCUUUGUCACUCCUGUUUCCGCAAUACGAAGUGGCUGCCUUCUAUUUCGUCACUGUUCUAUCGGUGCUGGCGCAUUUACACUACGGAUCGUGUGUGGUAAGACAGAUGUGCGACCACUUCAGAAUACGUUGUUUCCUAAUAAAGCAACGUUCAGAUUGACUCCUUGAUGACAGUGCGUGCUAGAUUACAAGUGACAUUGUAUAAGGCAACAUUAUGUACGACAGACAUAUCCACACAAGCACCAGUAGUAGGG